Candidula unifasciata is the source of this 876-nucleotide messenger RNA. The record is from the annotation of a GenBank genome assembly. Lineage: Eukaryota; Metazoa; Mollusca; Gastropoda; Stylommatophora; Geomitridae.
AUGUAUGUUCCUAUUAUUGCUGUUACUUUGAUGUCUGUUCCUAUUAUUGCUGUUACUUUGAUGUCUGUUCCUAUUAUUGCUUUUACUUUGAUGUCUGUUCCUAUCAUUGCUGUUACUUUGAUGUCUAUUCCUAUUAUUGCUGUUACUUUGAUGUCUGUUCCUAUCAUUGCUGUUACUUUGAUGUCUAUUCCUAUUAUUGCUGUUACUUUGAUGUCUGUUCCUAUCAUUGCUGUUACUUUGAUGUCUGUUCCUAUUAUUGCUGUUACCCAGAAGUCUGUUCCUGUUAUUGCUGUUACUCGGAUUUAUGUUCCUAAUAUUGCGGUUACUUUUAUGUCUGUUCCUAUUAUUGCUGUUAUUUUGAUGUCUGUUCCUAUUAUUGCUGUUACUUUGAUCUAUGUUCCUAUUAUUGCGGUUACUCUGAUCUAUGUUCUUAUUAUUGCUGUUACUCUGAUCUAUGUUCCUAUUAAUGCCGUUACUCUGAUCUAUGUUCCUAUUAUUGCCGUUACUCUGAUCUAUGUUCCUAUUAUUGCUGUUACUCUGAUCUAUGUUCCUAUUAUUGCCAUUACUCUGAUCUAUGUUCCUAUUAUUGCCAUUACUCUGAUCUAUCUUCCUAUUAUUGCCGUUACUCUGAUCUAUGUUCCUAUAAUUGCCAUUACUCUGAUCUAUCUUCCUAUUAUUGCCGUUACUCUGAUCUAUGUUCCUAUUAUUGCUGUUACCCUGAUCUAUGUUCCUAUUAUUGCUGUUACUCUGAUCUAUGUUCCUAUUAUUGCUGUUACUCUGAUCUAUGUUCCUAUUAUUGCCGUUACUCUGAUCUGUGUUCCUAUUAUUGCUGUUACUCUGAUCUCUGUUCCUAUUAUUGCUGUUACUCAGAUCUAA